AUGGCGCUGCCACUGCAAGAUCUGGUACCCGCUACGCUGCUCCAUUCCUCCUGUUCCUUGGAGAAGACGCUGCAGUGCAGCUGCUCUUUCUACGGGAUCCCCACACCCUCCGUGCAGUGGUUGAUGGAAGGCGUUCCUGUUAGUGUGAACAGCAUGGAUAACAUCCUCCAGGUGUCUUCCACCAUCACUGCCCCCUGGGCCAACAGCACCAUCAGCCUGGCCAAGCAGCCAGAAGUGGAUACGCGCCUUCUCUGUGAGGGGAAGAACCACAAUGGAAGCCAUGCUCUAAGCAUCCUGCUGAUGUCAAGAAAGAGUUCUUUGGGUCCCCAGACAUUCAUCAACGGGCUCUUCCGGGGCUUUGUCUAUGGAGCCAUUGCGGUCGCGCUGUUCUGCCUCUGCCUCCUCCCACUUAUAGUGAAACAUACCAGAAUGAAGCAGGCAAAGAAAAUUGCAGCAACCAAAGCAGCAAGGAGUCCUAAAGUCAGAGAACGCCGAGAACCCAAGAUGCCUCUGAAGACUGAGGAACCAGAAAAAUGUAUAAUUACCCCAUCUUCUGAGAGCCAGAUACUGGAAAAGCAAGAUAAACUGGAGCUGACAAACGGCUCCAGUGCACAUCAUCAGGCCCUGAUUGGCUCCGGGAUGGACUCGCGCAUGCGGGCGGAGUUGCUCCAGGAGCUGGUAUCCACAGGUGACCUCUGGCUGAGGAAGCGUCGGUGA
Messenger RNA from Hipposideros armiger (great roundleaf bat), 717 nucleotides. RefSeq names its product SIGLEC family like 1 (gene SIGLECL1). Gene Ontology annotation, molecular function: sialic acid binding. The transcript has 6 exons. Gene Ontology annotation, cellular component: plasma membrane. NCBI's taxonomy places the organism in Eukaryota, Metazoa, Chordata, Mammalia, Chiroptera, Hipposideridae. Bases 1 to 717 code for a protein of 238 amino acids. The record is from RefSeq and is a predicted model, not a curated record. Gene Ontology annotation, biological process: cell adhesion.